AGUCAAAGAGGCAUCGUCCCCUGCAGCAAGAAUUUAUCUGUGGGCUUGAUGGAGCAUUCCCAACCACAAUGCAGCCCCAGAUCCUCGAACUGUAUGAAUGAGCAUCCCUCCGGUGGCACGAGUUCCUUCACUUGCCCAGCAGACUUGGACCAAGAAUGGAUGCCCUAAUCCAAAGUGACCGAAAGCGAAUCCUCGGACACCAGCCGAACCUCACUGCUGAGGGUAUGAGAGAGACAGUAGAAAGAUUGAUAUUUGAAACACAACUUACCCCUGGUCAGAAGAGGGCUGACGCUGGAAGCCGAGGUCGUGAACAAAAGUCACCAAGCCCUGGGUGAGGUUCAUUGGAUGGCAUCAUCGCCUGCAAAGCGGAGACGUCUCCCCCAUGUCGCCGCGUCGCCAGUCGACGAGAUAAACUCUUCCCGGCUCAAGAAUUACCAUCACAAACGCACUGCGUUUCAUGUUUUAACCAAUCGCCGUCUAGAAUCUUCGUCCGGAAUAUUAAGUUUCCAACAG
Messenger RNA from Fusarium redolens, 513 nucleotides. RefSeq lists its product as uncharacterized. The record is from RefSeq and is a predicted model, not a curated record. NCBI's taxonomy places the organism in Eukaryota, Fungi, Ascomycota, Sordariomycetes, Hypocreales, Nectriaceae. The coding region runs from base 156 to 335 and encodes 59 amino acids. The transcript has a single exon.